AAGUGCCAACUUGUGAUGUAAAAAGUGAACAGAGGCUUAGGAGCUCCGAAAACCCUCCAACACCAUCGAAGGCAAGGGAAGGCCCAGCCAUAGAAAUGGCGAAGAAGAAUAAGAAGCAGACAGCAGAUGCAGAGGCCGAACCACAUCUGAACGUCGACAAUGGCCACAGUGAUGAUUCUCACAGUAAGAAGAAGCUUAAGAAGAAGAAGAAGAAGAAAAAGAAGAUACCCACAGUCACCAUAGCGGUGCCUGCUUCUAUCAUUGACAACGUUCCAACUCUCGAGCUCGCUACACGGUUGGCUGGUCAAAUUGCUCGUGCUGCAACUAUUUUUCGAAUCAACGAGGUGGUUGUGUUUGACAAUAAAAGUGACCCUGAUAAAGAUUCCAUGCUGGAUAAUUCAGAUGAUGAAAGUGGUGGUGCUUUUCUCAUGCGAAUCUUGCAGUAUCUUGAGACACCUCAGUAUUUGAGGAAAGCUCUCUUCCCAAUGCAUAACAGCCUAAGAUUUGUGGGCCUGUUGCCACCCCUUGAUGCUCCCCACCAUUUGCGCAAACAUGAGUGGGGUCCGUAUCGAGAAGGUGUCACAAUAAAAGAAAGAGACACGAACUCUGGGCCAACAUUGGUUGAUGUUGGUUUAGCUAAGCAUGUUAUAGUUGACCAAAUGCUUGAACCUGGAAUAAGAGUCACUGUGGCAAUGGGUGCCAACCGCAAUUUGGAUUCUGAUUUACCACGCCAGGUUGUCUCAUCAUCUAAGCCUAGGGAAGAAGGAGCAUAUUGGGGAUAUCAAGUGCGUUAUGCACAUAAUAUGAGCUCAGUAUUUAAGGAUUGUGCAUACAAGGGUGGCUAUGAUUUUAUAAUCGGUACCUCUGAGCACGGUCAGAAUAUUAAGUCAUCUGAUCUUGAAAUACCUUCUUUCAGACAUCUAUUAAUUGCCUUUGGUGGACUGGCUGGGUUGGAAGAGAGCAUUGAAGAAGAUGAUAACUUGAAGGGAAAAAAUGCACAGGAUGUAUUUAAUUUAUAUUUAAAUACAUGUCCACACCAGGGGAGCCGAACAAUUCGAACAGAGGAAGCUAUUUUUAUCUCUCUUCAGUACUUCCAAGAACCAAUCAGCCGAGCAAUGCAGGGUUGAACAUUGUUGAAGUCUUUAAAAUUCUAUUGUUAGGACAUUGAUUCUCCAAAUGAUGGCUGAAACUGUGACACAGGCUGAAUCAGAUACUGUCCCUCUGCCUCAUCCCAAACUGGGCAUUUUGUGGCAGGAUUUUUCUCCCAGACUCUUUGAAAUUGUAAUACCUUGGGUGUAAAACGUUAUAAAACUUGCAAAUAGAGUAGUGUUCCAUCUAUACAUGUAAUUGAGAAAUGGAAAUUGCUAUUGAAUCAGAUGGAAUAGAUGUUAACGUUAUGACGAUUGUGU
Abrus precatorius (Indian licorice) is the source of this 1409-nucleotide messenger RNA. RefSeq names its product putative methyltransferase C9orf114. Bases 96 to 1127 code for a protein of 343 amino acids. The transcript is spliced from 11 exons. Lineage: Eukaryota; Viridiplantae; Streptophyta; Magnoliopsida; Fabales; Fabaceae. The record is from RefSeq and is a predicted model, not a curated record.